Colletotrichum navitas is the source of this 1758-nucleotide messenger RNA. RefSeq names its product HSF-type DNA-binding protein. The record is from RefSeq and is a predicted model, not a curated record. Gene Ontology annotation, molecular function: DNA-binding transcription factor activity; sequence-specific DNA binding. Lineage: Eukaryota; Fungi; Ascomycota; Sordariomycetes; Glomerellales; Glomerellaceae. The coding region runs from base 1 to 1758 and encodes 585 amino acids. Gene Ontology annotation, biological process: regulation of DNA-templated transcription. The transcript has 5 exons.
AUGGCCACAGUGACUGAGAGUCCGCAGAGAGUUCCUCUGCCUGCCGACGGCCAUGCCGAUCUGACAUCGAACCGUAUCGUACCCAUCCCGACCCCGACCAUCCAAAUGUCCGCUCCAUCUCCCGGCGACCCUAUGGAGAUCACCUCCCCCAAAGCCAGUAGCACUUCGCCCUCGGGCAAAACCAACAAUACAGACGCCAACGGCGCCUCCAAGCAAGCUUCGCCCACCGAUCACUCUUCCCACAGCUCCGUCACCAUGCCUGCCGCCCCCGCUGCCGCUGCCGCCGCUGUUCAUCAGCCCAAGAUUGUGCAGACGGCCUUCAUACACAAGCUCUACAGCAUGCUCGAGGAUCCCAGCAUCCAGCAUCUGAUAUCUUGGUCGGCCAGUGCUGAGAGCUUCGUCAUGUCUCCGUCGGCCGAUUUCUCAAAGGUUCUCGCACAAUACUUCAAGCAUACCAACAUCUCUUCCUUCGUCCGACAGCUGAACAUGUACGGCUUUCACAAAGUAAGCGACGUGUUCCACACCACGAGUCCCGAGACCGCGCUGUGGGAGUUCAAACACGGAAAUGGCAACUUCAAGAGAGGCGACCUAGUUGGGCUCCGCGAAAUCAAACGCCGCGCAUCCCGUCACGCUCUCGUUCACCGGGAAUACCCAAAUACCAAGCCGAGCCCGUCACAGCCUGGAACACCCGCCGAGCCAAUGCCGCCCCCUAACGAUGGCUCGGAUCCGCGCAUGUCUGGAAUCGAACACACUCUGUACGACCUUAGCAUGCGACUGCAGAGGAGCGAAGAGAACGCCCACUACAUGCACAUCAAGCAACAGGCCGUCAUGGAAACCAUGUCGCGGCUCCUUCAGUUCAACCAGGAGCUGUCAAGAACGGUUCUCAACUUGAUCCCGAGUCCCGACCAUCCGGUGCAUCGAGAUGUCCUGAACUUGCAGGGGGAGAUGGCAAGACAGGCAGACAUGCUCCGAACUAUUGACGACCCCCAGGAAUCUCCGUUUGCGAACAGCCGUGCGUACUUUUCGAAUGUGGAGAACGCACCCGUUUCGCCGCGGCAGUUACCCCAGGACGAUCCGAGGCGAAAUGCGAACCUUGCAGUCCCUCAGCCCAGGGGACAGAAUUUCUACCGGCCGCCCGUACCCUCGAAUCUUUCCGUCAGCACCCGGCGGCCAUAUGGCUCAAUUGGAGGUGGCUCGGCAGCGCCACAGGCUUCGUCUCCCUUACGGGCGGCGCCGCCUCCACCGCCCCCUGGACCGCAUCCCUUGGCCCAAGUUGAGGCACCUCCCGGAAGUCUUGCGAGACGUCAUACAUCUGCCGAUAUUCGUGCACACGGCUGGCAGCCGAGCGCCCCGCCACCUUUUGCUUCGGGGCCUCCGUCUGGGCCACCCUCGGGACCAUGGCCCUCUUCGCCUAGUCGGCUUCCACCGGAAGAUCAGCGUCUCAGGGAGUCCCUCUCCACUUAUUCUUUGCAAAACGCAUCCCACCCGCGGUCCAUGUCGAGACCUACGACGCCGCCAGGUGUGCCCUACUCAAACGGCGGCGGCGGUGUUGGUGGCGGCGCGGACGCCUUUGGGAAUUGGUCGUGGAACUCUGCGAACCGGGACAAUAAGAACCUGGCCAUCAGAGACGGCUCCGGGCCGCCAACCCGCCGUGGCAGCAUGGCGCAUAUCCUCAACCCAACAGACACGGCCGAGCGGGACGAUGAAGACGAGGAUCCCCGAGGCGACGACGACCGGAAGCGCAAGCGGAUGCAGUGA